Messenger RNA from Mya arenaria, 509 nucleotides. RefSeq lists its product as uncharacterized. NCBI's taxonomy places the organism in Eukaryota, Metazoa, Mollusca, Bivalvia, Myida, Myidae. The record is from RefSeq and is a predicted model, not a curated record. The transcript has 3 exons. Bases 117 to 509 code for a protein of 130 amino acids.
UGAACUUGGAUUAAGAUAUAAAUUGUUUGGAAAAUGAGGGAGGAUAUCACAUACAGUGAGUUCCUUUGAAAGAAAACACACAAACACUUUACCGGUAAUAUCUCAAAACCUGAAACAUGGACCUAGUAACAGCAGCCACAACCCUCAGAAAACAAUUGGUGUCUCUACAGACCAGUGACAAUAACAUAGCGUCUCUUGAUGUCGAACUAGCAAGGCUUGGCGGGGCAUGUCUGAGAGCAGUGAUUGAGGAGAACCAUUACCAGCAGCUACAUCUGCUCCUCCGUCUGUCUGUCUGUGAGGGUGUACACACCAUGUUCACAUCAUACUCCGCUAAGAAAUGGGCUCAGGUGCAGUCCACAGCACAGUCCAUCAAAUCUCAGCUGGAAGCAGAUGACAGUGAGCCCAUGAUAUCACCUGUGACAUCAUCACCAGCAGGUAGCAGCACAAGGCCAGACAAGGCAGCAGGCAUCUGGGCCAGCAUGGACUCCACCAUGUACAGGACUGAAUAG